AUGACAACCUCGGCAUUGAAUGAGAAGAGUGGGCCUAGUGGUGGUAGUUCUACCAAUUUUAUCAAAUCAUCUUUAAUCCAUGGAAUAAGAUCAAUAUUAAUUAAACCAUCUUUAUUUAUAAUAAUACCAGCAUUAAUUAUAUUUCUAUUAUCUUAUGAUACAUUAUACGACUUUAAUAUAAAAAAACUCAAUUGUCAAUUAGCAACCCAUUUUUCAUCUGGUUCAUCAGCAUCAUCAAUUACCAAUUACAAUACCAAUACCAAAUUGAAUUCAAUUUUAAAUGAAUUAAAUUCAAUAGAUAUUAAAAGAGAUGAAUUUAUCAUCACACGAGUUAGUUUAACCAAUAACUUGAUUGGAAAUACAUUUACUUUCCAAACGUUUCAACAAGUUCAACAAGUUAAAUCAUUAAUCAAACUGGAUUGUCCCAAUUGUAUUAUUAUAUCUCCAGCUGAUUUAAUUUCACUUGAAUCUACCAAUACUGAAUCUUUAUCAUUCAAAAGACUUCUACGUCAAAUCUUUAAUUACAAUCUCAACAUAUUGUUAACAUUUUUAUUUAUUGAUGAAUUCACUAGAUUCAAUCAAAUUAUCCAGAAUGCAAAUGUCCUCAAGUUAUAUAUCAUUCAUAAUAACCAAACUCAGAUAAGUCACAUAUUAAACGAAUCCCUAUCUGAAACAAACUUAUCCAUUACAAACCUAACUACUACCCCGAACAUGUAUUAUAUUAAAGGAUUUAUCAAAUACUUUAUAACUCAAACUAACCUACUGUUUAAAUCCUUCUAUUUUAUAAGUGACAUCAUAGUAUUAUUACAAUUAUCUUCCUUUAUGAUAUUCAUGUAUUUGGUUAUUGCAAAUGGUCAUAAGAUUAGAUCUAAUGUCGGGUUACUAUAUGGUUGGAUAGUCGAAACUGUCAUGUGUUGUAUUGCCUCAGUCAAUUUAAUUAAUAGAUUCCAUGGGAAACCAAUGUGGGAAAUAUCUGAACCGCUGAACACGUUUAUCAAACUAAGUUAUAUAUUCAUUGUAUUAUUAUUAAGUUCCCGUUCAUUAUAUUUGUCAAUUGAUUCAUUAUCUGAUUCAAAAUAUAACAGAGAUAUUCAUAGAAGAUUAUAUCAUUAUUACGCAGGCUUGAAAGGUAUACCUGUUAUAACAAAAAUAUUAUUUACCAAUAUAGUUUCAGUUAUUAGCAUGUCAACCAUUAUAAAUAUAAUCCUAGUUUGUUCUUUCCGUGGAGAUUAUUUACAUUCUAUUUCCCAGCAUUUAUUUUAUUUAGUUGAAGCCAUAGUGGUAGCUCUCAUUUUGGAAUCCAUUAUGGAAUUAACGUUUAUCACGGGUAUAAUUAUUGUCGAUUUAAAGAAACUAGAUUUGAUAGAUGUCAUAAAAACAAAUCAAGAAGUAUCAUCUUCUAAUGACACCCCAAUAGAAAUUGAAAACUUAUCCGAGGGAGCAAAUACACUUUCAUCGAUUUUAUUGAAAUUGGAUUCACCAUCACAUUCAAGACCAAAUAAAGAUUCAACUCGUUAUAAAUUGGGGCAAUCAUUAUUAAGCGUCAGAUUUAGAGAUAAUAUUUUGCAAAUUUAUUCGAUUGCUACUUUGUUACAAUUGUUGAUUAUAUUUGUUCAUUGGUCAUUACUUAUUCCUAAAGGUUCAGUAAACAAUCCAUUGAUAGAUGUUGCUGGAUUAACAAUUAUUUCCGAAGCAAACAGUAUUAUAUAUUAUAUUGAAUUCCUAUUAAUUAUUGGAUUCAUUUGUGCCAUAGCAGCAAUCAUAUUUAAAUUGAAUCCACCCAAGAUGACUAUUCCAGCUGCUUCUACUGAAGAAUUAGAUUUUGGACAGGAAGAGAUUCAAGCUUUCAAUUCGAUUGAAUUAGGUGAUGCCAAUAAUGGACAUCAAUUAGAUAUUAUUAAGAUUCAAUCAAAUACAAAAUGUUCAUUUGUUGUAUCGAUUGGAUUGGAUCAUAAAGUUUUCAUUUGGUCACCAUUGAGUGAAUUAAGGAAACCAAUUGAUAUUUCCAGUAUGGUUGAUGAUAAUAAUGAAUUUUGGCCAAUUAAUCAUGUUGGAAUUAGUGAUGAUGGGAGUUAUAUCAUUUUAAUUAGUUUCAAAUAUGGGUUAAUUAAAUGUUUCAAUCGUAAUGAUAUGAAAUUCAGUUGGAUCCAUAUUAAUAGUUAUUUUUUUGCAUCUAAUAAAUGUAAUGUAUUGGAAGCAUUUUUCAGAAAGAGGACAAUUCCUGGUCAUUUGAUGAGACAAAUAUUAAUUAAUAGCAAAAAAUCAACAAGUUCUCCACUAAGUAGAAAAGGUAGUGAUGUAUCGAUUAAUUCACAGAUUAAUGGUAGCUUACCACCACCACCUCCGAUCGUUAUGAAAUCACACGGAGAGACACAAAGGCAACAACAAUCCAAUGCCAGUGCAUUGUCCCAACAAAGUUUGGCUAUUGAUGAAUAUGUUCUAGUCCUUGAAUCGGGAGAGUUGAUUGUUUAUUCAUGUAAUGAUGGUAAGACCAAAUCAUGGAAUAUCAUUUCUUCCAUCUAUGGGAAUGAUAAUUUGGGAGAAAUUAGAAUUGUAUCAAGUACAAAGUUGAAGACACCCAGAGUUAAUGAUAGAAUAGUUUGUUUGACCAGUACCAAUGAAAUAAUUAUAGCUACUGUGGUGAAUAAUAAUUGGAAAUUUAGAAGAUUACCUAUCAAAGAAGGACAAUAUAAUCAAGAGAACAAGCUUAAGCUUGCUUCGGCCAAGAUCCCAAAUUUACCAAGUCAUGAUUUUUCAGCUAUUCACAAGGAGAAAGAGGAUCAACGACCAGAAGAGUUACCAAAAAUAAAAGGUUUACAAUUAAAUCCCAGCUGUAUUUAUGCGCUUGAAUUCGUGGGUAUGAUAAUGAAGGUGGAAGAUCUAACCGCCAGUUUGAUUGAUAUCCAAACUGGAAUUGUGUUGAAAACAUUUAAUAUUGGUAAUUUCAAACCAAAUACAUUUCAAGUUUCUCAUCUGGAACCUACCCAUUGUAAGUUUUGUGGUUGCGCAUCAGUUCAAUCAUUUUCAAUUAUUUAUGAGGAUUGUGAUUCCAAUACAAUUUUCAUUCAAACAUUCAAAAUUGAUGCACAAAGAUCUAAGAAUAACAUUUGUUUAAGAGUUGAAAGAGAUCCAAGAGAAAUCAGAUGCCUUGGUUUUAGUGCUGUUAGUGAACAUCAGUAUUGGUUUAAAGGAAUUACAGAAUGGCAAAUUACUGACGUUAACAUGAUUAUCGGGGUUAAAAAACUGGCUGAAAUUGAUGAUGAUGAAGACGAAGAACAGACUGGGGUGGCUCCUGAAAUUGACAAUGGUGUUGGAGAAAGUAGUUUUGACCAUUUGGUGGAGAACAGUGGGUUGAUGUCAUUGCGUAGCCGUCGUCAUCGUCGUAAUGAAAAUAAGAACACUAAGCAAUCUGGGAAAUCCAAUGGAUUAUAUGAAGGGUUUAUAAUAGACAUAAUGAGUGGGAAAUGUUCGACAUAUGCAUUACCUAGAACAAUAACGGAUGGAACAGUUAGUACCAUAAGUAAAUAUGGAUUUAAAUCAAUUAUUUGCAACUUUGGGAAAUUGAUGGAAAUAUUUUAUUUAGGAAAUGACAAACUCAUUGAGAAUGAUAUUUAUUAUAAUGCUGAUAUUUGGUCAACUUUAGAAGAAGAUAAAGAUCAAAUGAGGAAAACGAUGUCCUCACCAUCUUCAAGACCACCACAACCGGUUAAUAGUGAGUUAUUAUUUAUUAAUAAGAGAAGGAAACAAAGACAAAAGCAACAGCUGAUUAAAAUCUCGGAAUAA
This is a messenger RNA of Hemisphaericaspora subhashii, 3783 nucleotides long. RefSeq lists its product as uncharacterized. Lineage: Eukaryota; Fungi; Ascomycota; Pichiomycetes; Serinales; Debaryomycetaceae. The record is from RefSeq and is a predicted model, not a curated record. The transcript has a single exon. Bases 1 to 3783 code for a protein of 1260 amino acids.